Boleophthalmus pectinirostris (great blue-spotted mudskipper) is the source of this 3616-nucleotide messenger RNA. Its product is annotated as NEDD4-like E3 ubiquitin-protein ligase WWP1. The coding region runs from base 258 to 3095 and encodes 945 amino acids. Lineage: Eukaryota; Metazoa; Chordata; Actinopteri; Gobiiformes; Gobiidae. Gene Ontology annotation, biological process: ubiquitin-dependent protein catabolic process. The transcript has 25 exons. The record is from RefSeq and is a predicted model, not a curated record. Gene Ontology annotation, molecular function: ubiquitin protein ligase activity; protein binding.
CUGCCAUCUUCACUACGGCAACCCAGAAGGACAGAUCACAUCAGAUUUUAGUUUGUCACUAAUCGAUCUUGUUUAUAUUUUACACAAGUAAAUAAUUUUGCUUUUAAUUUGCGGUGUGUAACUGUUGGAAAUACGUGACCACGCGAUGCGAAAGGAAAGAACAAAUGGAAUAACACAUCUGCGAGGAGCCAUGGGACGCAGAGUUGGCUGAAGCAGGAAGUCUAGCAGCAAACCAACUGGUUUCCCCGGUGGAUGUCAUGGCAACUGCGUCAUCGAGAGCAGAGUCCAGCCACAGCCUCAGAGGAACAUCACAGCUCCAUGCCACCGUUUCCUGUGCCAAAAUCAAGAGGAAGAAGAGUCUGUUUGGGGCGUCCGUCUACGUGGAGGUCUCGGCCGAUGGAGAGUCUCGACGAACCGCCAAGUCCCACAGCUCCUCCAGCCCCAAGUGGGACGAGAGGCUCACCCUGAAUGUAACCCCACACUCUCAGCUGGACUUUAAAGUCUGGAGCCACAACACUCUGAAGGCGGAUGCUCUUCUGGGCCGAGCCUCCCUGGACCUGAUGCACACGCUCGAGCAACACGACAGGAAAUUGGACAAUGUGAAGGAAGUGUUGAAGCUGAGCGUGGAGCAGAAAGGGGCUGUGGUUCAGACCGGAGAGCUCACCGUGAUCCUGGACGGACUGGUCCUGUCUGAGCAAAACCAACUGACUCCUCUCACCAACGGCAACACGGCCAACGGCAAAUUCCAACAAAAUGGUGAUGCCAUUCACGAAAACGGAGAAUCCUCUUCCUCAAGGGCUGUAAACAGUGUAAUGAAUGGCACAGAGUUGGGGGUCCGGUCUGGCUCUGUCUCCACCUCCAACAGUGUGGACAGCGGCGCCCCCUCCAGCUCGUGCAGUCCGGCUCUGGCGCACGCCCUGAACGGAGACUCCUCCCACAAAAGCACCCCCACACACCAGCCCUCCGACAGCGACAACGACAGCAGGACGGUGAAUGGUGAAUCCUGCGACGCUGCUCCCGGGCCGUCCUGUCCAAACACUGAUGAAGCUCCUCCUGUAGGCGACUCAGAGAACUGCUCUUCAGACACUGUACCACCAGGGGGCGCCACAAACAGCACAUCCUCCACCUCCUCCUCCUCCGCACAGGCUUCCUCCUCCUUCGCCACCGCCGCUGCUGCUGCCGCCUCUGCCACUUCCGCAAACCCCUCCACCUCCACAGCAGCAGGGGGCGCCACCAACACCACGUCCACUUCGUCCAGUUCGUCUCCAGCGCCGGGAGAAGCAAACGCGUCGGGGGCCGGGGCCGGAGGGGGGAACACGACCACGACUGACGCAGCUAAACCCAGACAACAAGGAGCCAAUGCAGCAGGAGCAGACCCUCUACCACCAGGGUGGGAGCAGAGGAAAGACCCUCACGGCAGAACGUAUUACGUCGACCACAACACCAGGACUACGACGUGGGAGCGACCCCAGCCUCUGCCUCCCGGGUGGGAGCGGCGCGUGGACGAUCGGGGCCGGAUCUACUACGUGGACCACAACACGCGCACCACAACCUGGCAGCGCCCCACCAUGGAGUCUGUGCGCAACUUCGAGCAGUGGCAGAGUCAGCGCAGUCAGCUGCAGGGAGCUAUGCACCAGUUCAACCAGAGAUACCUCUACUCUGCGUCCAUGAUGUCUGCAGAGAAUGACCCUCUAGGCCCUCUACCUCCGGGAUGGGAGAGACGUGUGGACUCCAACGACAGGGUGUAUUUUGUUAACCACAACACGAAGACGACGCAGUGGGAAGAUCCUCGAACCCAAGGGCUACAGAACGAGGACCCGCUCCCUGAGGGCUGGGAGAUCCGCUACACGAGGGAGGGGGUCCGAUACUUCGUGGAUCACAACACAAGAACCACCACCUUCAACGACCCCCGCACCGGGAAGUCCUCCGUCACCAAAGGGCCUCAGAUUGCCUACGAGCGCAGCUUCAGGUGGAAACUCGCUCACUUCAGAUAUUUGUGCCAGUCCAAUGCUCUCCCCAGCCACGUCAAGAUCACUGUCUCCAGGCAGACGCUCUUCGAGGACUCGUUCCAACAAAUCAUGGCCCUGAAGCCGUAUGACCUGAGGAGGAGGCUGUACGUCAUCUUCAGAGGAGAGGAGGGGCUGGACUACGGAGGCCUUGCACGAGAGUGGUUCUUCCUGUUGUCUCACGAGGUGCUGAAUCCGAUGUACUGUCUGUUCGAAUACGCCGGGAAGAGUAACUACUGUCUUCAGAUAAACCCCGCCUCCGCCAUCAACCCCGACCACCUCUCCUACUUCUGCUUCAUAGGACGCUUCAUCGCCAUGGCUCUUUUCCACGGGAAGUUCAUUGACACUGGGUUCUCGUUGCCUUUUUACAAACGAAUGCUCAACAAAAAACUCAUCCUCAAAGACCUGGAGUCCAUUGACCCGGAAUUCUACAACUCCCUCAUCUGGAUCAGGGACAACAACAUCGAGGAAUGUGGCCUGGAGAUGUACUUUUCCGUCGACAUGGAGAUUUUGGGGAAGAUCACGUCUCACGACCUCAAACCGGACGGAGCCAACAUCAUGGUCACGGAGGAGAACAAGGAGGAGUAUAUCAGCCUGAUGGCAGAGUGGAGGUUUUCUCGCGGUGUGGAGGGUCAGACUAAAGCCUUUUUAGACGGGUUCAAUGAAGUGGUUCCUCUGCAGUGGCUCCAGUACUUCGACGAGAAAGAGUUGGAGGUGAUGCUGUGUGGGAUGCAGGAGGUGGAUCUUCAGGACUGGCAGAGAAACACUGUGUACCGACAUUACACCAGGAACAGCAAACAGAUCAUAUGGUUCUGGCAGUUGGUGAAAGAGGUGGACAAUGAGGUGCGUCUGCGUCUGAUGCAGUUUGUCACAGGGACCUGCAGGCUCCCACUCGGGGGCUUCGCGGAGCUCAUGGGAAGUAACGGGCCUCAGAAGUUCUGCAUCGAGAAAGUGGGCAAAGACACAUGGCUGCCCAGGAGCCACACCUGUUUCAAUCGCCUGGACUUGCCUCCUUACAAAAGCUACGAGCAGUUAAAGGAGAAGCUUCUUUUCGCCAUCGAAGAGACCGAGGGAUUUGGCCAAGAGUAGCCCCGCCCCCCUUCUCCUCCACUUUGCCCCGCCCCCUCCUUCCCCUUCCCCCUAGCCCCGCCCCCCUCCCCAGCCCCCACCUCCGCCUCGACUCAAAAACUAAACAAAAAAUUGCACAAGAUUAAUCACCAAUGUAUAUAAGCUAUUUUUCUCAUUUUUAAACCAAAAUCUUAAUUUGCAGCAUUGAUUUUUGCCGCAACCCAUUUUAACAAAAACUGAAAAAAAAAAAUCUCUUCCUUCUCCUCUUUUUCUCCUCUUCAUGAAAUAUGCAAGCAUCAACAUUAUAGAUUUUUAAGAUGCCCCCUACUGGCUGGCUUUUUAAUAGACUGAUAAUGGGGAGAUUUUAUACAGAGAUCCUCUUUUACGGCUCUAGUUCUAUAGGGCUAUUAAAAGGUGAGUGGACGUGCCUAAAAUAUUUUCGUUUUAUUCGUUCUCAUCUGUGCUUGCAUGGCUGCCUACACAAGAGACUGUUUCGAGUGCAUUUCUCACACAACUCCACUUUAAAGCUUUUAAUUUGAAAA